Ornithodoros turicata is the source of this 418-nucleotide messenger RNA. RefSeq lists its product as uncharacterized. The transcript is spliced from 3 exons. Bases 55 to 366 code for a protein of 103 amino acids. NCBI's taxonomy places the organism in Eukaryota, Metazoa, Arthropoda, Arachnida, Ixodida, Argasidae. The record is from RefSeq and is a predicted model, not a curated record.
CGGUUCUUCAAUGCAUUACGUUCAGCUCGUGAACUUUAACUGGAUGUAAGCUUGAUGAAAGUUGCUCGAUGUACUAUGCCGAGUUUGACAGCACUCUUGCUGCUCACCGCAAGUUUGUUCGAAAGGUAUGACUGCUUCACCGUGUCGUGCGACGUGGUGAAGUGUGCCGAGGUAAAUGACGCCAACUGUACCUACGGCAUCGGGAAAAACGGCUGUUGCUACGAGUGUGCCAGAGGCCCGGGUGAGACCUGCGUCUCGAACGUGAAAGAGUGUGGAACUGGCAUGAUAUGUCGCACUGGAUACUACAAUCCGCUCAUGCCAAAAGCGGGCGUAUGCAUUUACAUGGACGUCCUCGAGAUUAAUUAAGACAUGUCUAGUGAUAUCUGCAAGUGAAAUAAAGCGUGUAGCAUAUAAUUCA